Molecule: messenger RNA, 913 nt
Organism: Cuscuta epithymum
Lineage: Eukaryota; Viridiplantae; Streptophyta; Magnoliopsida; Solanales; Convolvulaceae
Source: the annotation of a GenBank genome assembly
GUGCAGAGGCUGAGGAUGGUCUUGUACAGACUGAGGAUGGAGGUGAAGAAGAUGAGGAUGCUGGUGUAGAGGAAGAUGCUGGUGGUGUAGAGACUGGGCAUGUAGCUAUAGAGAAUGAGGAUGCUAAUGCAGAGACUGAGGGUGCUAAGGAAGAGAUUGAGGAUCCUGGUGGUUUUCAUGAAGAAGAGAAGAACACUGAGGAGGUAGAGAAGAACAAGGAAGAGGUAGUUUGUGACAUGCCUACGUUUAACAUAUUGAGUCAGUCUCAAAAUAAAGAGAUGGAGAAAAGUGCUCAAUCUGGUUGGGGGAUGGGGUCACAAGACAAUAGUGAGUUUAUCCAGAAGAUGUGCAGAUUUGCUGAAUCUAAAGAGGCAAAAAGGACUUUUGAGAGCUAUUUUUCCAAUCCAUGUAGAGCAAUCAUAGUGAAGCCUAAUCAGGUCACCAGUGAAGUACAACCCCAUCUGAGCAUUCAGCAAAGAGGAGGAAAAGAGAAAAGGGUAAGAAAAGAGCUGACAAUGAAUUUCUGCCUCCACUGAAGGAAGUAGUUGGACCUUUCACAGAAGAUCCAACAGAGAGCCCACCCGAUCAUGAAAUAGAGAGGGUGAGAGAAUACCUCAAAGUUGGAUUGUUGAAGAAGUUUCAAAAAAAAUCCCAGAAGUUACACAAUGGAUGAAGACAAAAUGAUUCACAAGCUGUUCUUGUUAGACAAUAUGAAAGUUGAAUAAAAAACAUGGUUGUAUGACAUGUUUAUGAAUCAUGAAUGGAUCACUGACAAGCAUGUUGAGGUAGUAAUGUAAUAUUUGGGCAUGAAAAGGGUGCAUUACAAAGUGGCACAGAAGUACACCACAACUGGGCCGUUUUUCUUGCAAAUAAUGAAGAGAGAGCUUGACAAUAUAUCAAAGGGGCACUGCAC